CCCCCCAACCUCUUUAUAGGCCAAAAGCUGUCCUCGCCGAUUUGUCGUACAUAUCGCCGGAACCUAAAAUAUUCUUUUCCCAUUUUAACCUUGUCUCUCUCUAAAAAUUUCCCUCCAUCAUCCUUGCUCAUUCUCUCUCUUUCUUUUUUUUUUUCAUUUCGCUAAAUAAUUAAAAAAAAAAGCAAUAAAAUCCAGAGAGAUAAAAAGGAAAAAUUAUAAAAAUAAAAAAUAAAAAAUGGUUAGCUAGCUAUAGCGCUUAGCUCCAUUUCUGAAAUAGAAAGAUUAAAAUUUAUAACCGAAAAAAAAAAAAAAAACCCAAGAGAAAACCCUAGAUUUUUGGGGGACAUAGGGGCCAUUUACGUCAUUUCACGCUAUGAAUCGGCGAUAACGAUGGCGAUUAAUAUCACCAGCAAAUAAGAAGAAGAAGAAGAAGAAGAAGAGGAGAAGAGAUAUUAAUAAGAUGUACAGAGGAGAGAGAGCGGCCGGUGGCUCCAAGGGAGAGUUGGGGUCUGUAGAUCGGAAACGAAUCAACGAGGCGCUUGAUAAGCAGUUGGAACGAUCGUCACCGUCGACUUCGAGGGCGACCAACGGCAAGGAUAAGUCCGCACAUUCCCUUCUCGUGGGGAAACAUCCACCUGAUCAUCAUCGCGACUCUCGCUCCACUUCUCUAUCCAAAGCAAACGCCUCACAUGUCGCAGAUGAAUCCGAAACCGACACUGAAGAGUCAGAUGUUAGUGGUUCUGAUGGGGAUGACACGUCCUGGAUCUCAUGGUUCUGCAACCUACGAGGAAACGAAUUCUUUUGUGAAGUUGAUGAUGACUAUAUACAAGAUGAUUUUAACCUUUGUGGUCUAAGCAGCCAAGUUCCUUAUUACGAUUAUGCGCUUGAUUUGAUUUUGGAUAUUGAAUCUUCUCAUGGAGAUAUGUUUACAGAGGAGCAAAAUGAAUUAGUUGAAUCUGCAGCUGAAAUGCUUUACGGUCUGAUCCAUGCUCGGUUCAUAUUGACAAGCAAAGGAAUGGCUGCUAUGCUAGACAAGUACAAGAGCUAUGAUUUUGGUAGAUGCCCAAGAGUUUACUGCUGUGGCCAACCGUGCCUUCCAGUUGGUCAAUCAGAUUUCCCUCGGUCAAGCACCGUAAAAAUAUUCUGCCCUAGAUGUGAAGAUAUCUACUACCCUCGGUCUAAGUAUCAAGGCAACAUUGACGGAGCCUACUUUGGGACCACAUUCCCUCACCUGUUCCUCAUGACAUACUCGCACCUGAAGCCACUAAAGGCAUCACAAAUCUAUGUUCCAAGAGUAUUCGGGUUCAAGCUCCACAACCCAUAAUACUGGGAUUAAAAAAGCUUCCUCAUGAGUUUGUAUUCCCUAGCUUCUAUUUUGGAAGUACCACUCUCAAAAAAUCAGGUGUAGUUCGAUAGCCUUUCAAGUAAUCAUGUUUUAGGUCCUUUUUCAUAUGUUGUAAAUGGAAUUACCAUAAAGCAUAUGUGCAACCAGCAAGUAUUAAUUUUCAAUUUUAUCAGCCUUCCCACUCGGCUUCUUCAUCCGAAAA
Gossypium arboreum is the source of this 1547-nucleotide messenger RNA. Its product is annotated as casein kinase II subunit beta-2-like. Gene Ontology annotation, molecular function: protein kinase regulator activity. The transcript is spliced from 5 exons. Lineage: Eukaryota; Viridiplantae; Streptophyta; Magnoliopsida; Malvales; Malvaceae. The record is from RefSeq and is a predicted model, not a curated record. Gene Ontology annotation, cellular component: cytoplasm; protein kinase CK2 complex. Bases 461 to 1324 code for a protein of 287 amino acids.